Molecule: messenger RNA, 3417 nt
Organism: Procambarus clarkii (red swamp crayfish)
Lineage: Eukaryota; Metazoa; Arthropoda; Malacostraca; Decapoda; Cambaridae
Product: connectin
Cellular component (GO): plasma membrane
Molecular function (GO): protein binding
Source: RefSeq, a predicted model, not a curated record
GCGGCCAGCAGUCAGUCAGUGGGUCUGUGGUGGUGGUGCGGUGUGGAGCGUUCUGCUGCUGCUGCUGGUGCCCCUGUUCCACCCUCUCUCAGGCGCUGGCUCUCCUCAUACUUGCUAGAAUAACCUUUCCCCCUUUUUGAUCAUAAGUUCCCUCGGUGCGUGCGAGCAGUUUGUGGUGUUUUACAAGUGUUGAUCUGUUACUCUUGUGUGGUGUGUGCAAGGAACGUCGCCUCAGAAGUGUGGAUUUUUUAAUUGAAGAAUUGUGUUGGUGUCGUGGAGGAGGUACUCAGCACAACACCGGUUAACAGAGCUUGAGUGGGACUCCUUCGCCUCUAUACAAGGUUGAGCGCCAAGAUGCUGCCGGAGAAGCUGCUGUUCCACGUGAAGGUCCUCUUCUGCAUGGUGGUGGUCGCCACGGAGGGUAAGAAAAAGAAGAAAAACCGCAAGAACGCCGAGGAACCUGAGACGGCGCCGCUCCUCGACGCUGACUUCAACAUGUGUGACAUCCAGACCCCUGAAGUCAUCUACUGUUACUGCGACGUCCUCGAUAUCGACCAGGCUGAGGAGGGUAACUGCUGGAUCUUCAACGACAUGUCCAAGAACGAGGUGAUUUGGGAGGGCUUCGUCUCCCAGACUAAGAUCAAGAGGCUGACGCUCCACCUCCGCCCAGAUGGCACCCUCAAGUCCAUCCCCACCAUCGCUAUCCAGCACCUGCAGGGGAUACACAUGUUCGAGGUGCAGUACGCCACCAUCAACACCGUCCACGCCUACAGCUUCGGAAACUCCAGCUCCCUCUCGAAGGUCUCCCUCUCCAGGAACUCCAUCUUCACCCUGGCUCGCAACGCCUUCACGCACCUUCCAUCCCUCGACACCCUCACGCUGGGCGAGAACCACAUCACCGAAGUCAACCGGCAUGUCUUCGUAGACCUGCCGAAGCUCACCAAGCUCUAUAUUGAUCGGAAUAACAUCACCAUCGUCCACGAGCGGGCCUUCCAGGGCCUCCACAACCUGGAAGAACUCGAACUCUUCGCCAACCAAAUUCAGGUGAUCACGCCAGAUACCUUUAAGGGACUUCGAUCUCUGGAACGCCUCGAUCUCCAUAAGAACCGCAUUGAGGUUAUCGGCGAUAAGACCUUCCGUGAUUUACAAGCUCUCCGAGUCUUGGACUUACAACAGAACUCUCUCAAGUACAUAUCUCCCAAGGGCUUCCUUGGCCUCGACCACCUGCAGCAGCUCAACUUACAGGACAACAAGCUAUUGACCCUGGGCCCCGAGGUCUUCCUCACGGCCCCCAACAUCCAUCACCUGGACAUCCGGGCCAACGUUCUCGAAACCCUGGCCGUUGAGACCGUCCAGCCCCUGAUGGACAACCUCAACAACGAGACGAUGCUCUUCUUCGUUGAAGGUAACAGCUUCCGCUGCGACAGGCGCCUCAGCUGGAUGUUUACCCUCCGCAACACUACCAAGAGCGUGUCUGUGCGCAGGAACCUGGACGAGGUCAUCUGCUAUCUGGAGGGCACCACCUUACCGCCGAGGCUAGUCGAGGACGAGACAGUGACCCCAGCCUACGAGACUACUACACUAGGCAUAGGUCCCGUGAUGAGGUUGCUGGCACUGCGCGAGUCUGAGCUCCCCGACCCUAUGAUGCGCUGGAUGCAGACAGCCGACCCGGACUGUGAGGAGGGUGAGGAAGGGCAGGACGGGACUACUCAAGGCGAGGCCUCAGACAAGCACGACAGAAGACGAGGUGAUCGCACCCGGAACAAUGGACAGAAACGCGCUAACCAGAAGAACAAGACCCAGAAUGACAUGCCCCCAGGUGAGGAAGUGACAAACCCUGAAUCAGGCGGGCCCCUGGCAGAGGCCCAGCCUCCAGCGCCUGUCCAAGAGUCCCGGGCUUACGACAAUGCCUCCAAGACGAGCCACACUGCCCUCGCCCCUCUCAUCGCUCUCUGCGUCACCCUCCUCCACGCACGUCCGCACUGAGAUCUCCGACAACAUGCAAUAUGAAACAUUAAAAGUAUUGUUAUCUUAGUGACGUUUGUCAAGUGACAGCAUCCAGCAACUGUUACACUGUCAGGGGUUAAGAAAUUUUGCACGAUUCGAUCCUAAAAGGAUGAUUCGAGUUCGAAUGUUAAUGAGCUAUGUAAAAUUAUGGGUAUUUGUAAAUACAUAUACAUAUAUAUAUAGAGAGAGAGAGAUUAAGAAAGUCAUUUUGUAAGACAAUUCUCUAUUAUGGACGUGCCAAAGUAUAUAUUAUUGAAAAAAUAUAUAUAUCCCAAAAUGCUUCACAAGAUGAUUUUAUAAAAAAGUGUUUAAUACACACAAACAAUGAGUAGCUGUGUCCCUUGCCUUACAUCCUCAACCCCAAGACCUCAGCUGGGGUUAAGAAUGCGCUACAGACAUAAUCAUCGCCAAUUCAAAUGUACCCUUUUGUACUGUCAAAACAUAUUGAUUCGAGAAAGUACACAGUUUAUUACAGAGGAAAGUAGAUCACUUGAGAUAUAUUCUGAAGCUAGGCCAAGAUACACGACUGUAAUCUCCAUAGUAUCAUUAAUGUUAUAUAUUAACGUGUUCUAGUUCAGUGUGUACAAAUGAAUUGCCUGGCUUGGCAGUUGAUAAAGGGGAAAAAAAAAAUUCUCUCGACCUCAGACCUUCCUGAUCUUCUCUUGUUCCUUUGCGUUAAAUGCUACCGAAGGCUAUAUGGACUUGGUUUGCAUUUCUUCCUGCCACGGUUGAUGUAUAGUGUACGUACAGUAUAUUAUAGCCUCAAUCAACUUUAUAUUCCAUCAAUCUGUGUUCUCCUUCAGUUUGGCCAGCAAGUGAUCAACUGUCAGAGUAUGUAGAUGAUCCAGUGUGAGAGUAAAUGAAAGCUGUAUGACUAUACCAUACUCCACCAGUGUGUACAUAGCCUUGUGUGUGUGACUGAACUAUAUUUUCAUACUAAGAUGUUACCGUGGGUAUAUAUACAGUAGUUACCGCCCUCCCGCACCUACUUUAUACAUGCAAUACUUAAUUCAUUUGACCUCGAGUGACGGCUUUUAUGUGCUUGUUUUCAGCCUUGGACAAGUUCGUUUCUUCCAUCCUGUAACCCUCCCCAUUUAACCCCCUCCCCCCCCCCAUUUAGAAACAAAAUAAAACAAUUUUUGUAUCAUUUUGGAAUGAUCAAUAAUUAUGCAGUAAAUGUAAAAAUAAGACUAAAUAAUUCUUCGUGAAAAUAUUCAUUAAUAUAUAUGACAAAAGUUUUGGGUGAGAUGGGUAUAAAUUGGGUAUGAAAACAUAAGAAUGUAAGUAACUACAGAAGGCCUAUUAGCCCAUACUUUCUCUUCCUGUUUCUAUGUUAGUUCGGGGAUCUUGAAGUGGGUAGAAUAUAGUUAUGCGUUAAUUGGCUGUUGAUUGCUUGUGUUGACUUUUUUA